AUGGAACAGCUUGCAUCAUUAAAGGACUGGGAAGAUGAAAUGAAUAAUAUAACUAAAGGUAAACCAUCAAUCAAAGUAGAAAAUAUAGUGGACUUAGAACGAGCUCCACAAGAGUUUCUUUAUAUAGAUGAUUAUUUACCUGGACUAGGAGUUAUUAUACCAGAAGAACCUCCAAUAGGUUGCGAAUGUUCUACUUGUGAUUCAAAAACAAAAUGUUGCUAUGCUUUGUGUGAUGGAAGUUUUCCAUAUACUUCUGCUUGUAGAAUUCGUGUUCCUCCUGGUACUCCUAUAUACGAAUGUAAUAAACGCUGUAGAUGUCCACAUAAUUGUCAGAAUCGUGUUGUUCAACGAGGUUCACAUAUGAAAUUGUGUGUUUUUAGAACAUCAAACGGAAGAGGUUGGGGUGUAAAAACAUUAAGAGUUAUUAAGAAAGGAACCUUUGUUAUUCAAUAUGUCGGUGAAGUAAUAACAAAUGAAGAAGCUGAAAAACGUGGUAAGGAAUAUGAUGCAGCGGGAAGAACAUAUCUUUUUGAUCUUGACUAUAAUGAAACAGAAGGACAGUGUCCGUAUACAGUAGAUGCUGCUAUUUACGGAAAUGUAUCUCAUUUUAUUAAUCAUUCAUGUGAUCCUAAUUUAGCUGUUUACGCUGUUUGGAUAAAUUGUCUUGAUCCAAAUCUUCCAAAGCUUGCACUUUUUGCUACAAAAGAUAUUAAACAAAAUGAAGAAAUUACAUUUGAUUAUAGAUGUCAAUCAACUAAAGAUGAUUUUUUGCGUCAAAGGCUUGGAUUACUAGGAAAUUCAAUUAAUGGCAAGAUUUCCGAUAUUCGAACUCAAUGUAAAUGCGGUGCAAAUGUUUGUAGGCAAUAUCUUUUUUAA
Messenger RNA from Ceratosolen solmsi marchali, 876 nucleotides. RefSeq names its product Suppressor of variegation 3-9. The record is from RefSeq and is a predicted model, not a curated record. Gene Ontology annotation, molecular function: protein binding; zinc ion binding; histone H3K9 methyltransferase activity. The coding region runs from base 1 to 876 and encodes 291 amino acids. Gene Ontology annotation, cellular component: nucleus. NCBI's taxonomy places the organism in Eukaryota, Metazoa, Arthropoda, Insecta, Hymenoptera, Agaonidae. The transcript has a single exon.